This is a messenger RNA of Cyprinus carpio (common carp), 8710 nucleotides long. Its product is annotated as ryanodine receptor 3-like. NCBI's taxonomy places the organism in Eukaryota, Metazoa, Chordata, Actinopteri, Cypriniformes, Cyprinidae. Gene Ontology annotation, biological process: intracellular calcium ion homeostasis; calcium ion transmembrane transport. The record is from RefSeq and is a predicted model, not a curated record. Gene Ontology annotation, molecular function: calcium ion binding; ryanodine-sensitive calcium-release channel activity. Gene Ontology annotation, cellular component: Z disc; sarcolemma; calcium channel complex.
AUGAGGCCCCCCAGUGGGAGUCUGGACUCACUGACGGGGAAAUUGAAGCUCAGACUGAACAAGAUCUGGACGGAGGGUGCAGUGAGGUAUCAGUGGGAAAAUGCAGUUGAUGUUCUUCAUCUCCAGUCCCUGGGCAGGGGAUUCCAGUGGAGGAGUGAGGAGGAGGAUCAGGACUUCAUGUCUAUUAAAGCCUGCCUGCUCGCUCCUCAUGUCUAUAAGAUCAAAGCGAACCUGAAGGAGCUGAUCUCUCAGACGAUGGUGAGCUGGGCUCAGGAGACACACAUCCAGGACCCGGAGCUGGUGCGGCUGAUGUUCAGUCUGCUGAGACGACAGUACGACAGCAUCGGAGAGCUGCUCCGAGCCAUGAGGAAGACCUACACCAUCAGCGCCGCCUCCGUCCACGACACCAUCCACCUGCUGGCGCAUCAUCCCCACAUCCGCCCCAUCCUCAGCAUUCCGAAUGAGGAAGAACAACUAACAACCCAGUCUCUCAGGGACAUCAUGAAUAAUAAGGUGUUCUACCAGCAUCCGAACCUGAUGCGUGUUCUGGGGAUGCACGAGACCGUGAUGGAGGUGAUGGUGAACGUCUUGGGAGGGGAAAACGUCUCAGCGUCUCCGUCCAUGAGAGGAUCCACUCCUCUAGACGUGGCGGCUUCAUCAGUGAUGGACAACACAUUUGGUCCCGUUUGGUUGCAUCAUGAAGCGACAGUCGUGACGUAUCUGGCCGGCUGCGGUCUGCAGAGCUGUCCAAUGCUCCUGGCCAAGGGAUAUCCAGACAUCAGCUGGAACCCUAUCGAGGGCGAACGUUACCUGUCCUUCCUGCGAUUCGCCGUGUUUGUCAACGGCGAGAGCGUGGAGGAGAUCAGUGUGGUGGUGAAGCUCCUGAUUCGUCGUCCCGAGUGUUUCGGUCCCGCUCUGAGAGGAGAAGGAGGAAACGGGCUGCUGGCGGCAAUGAAGGAGGCCAUCAAGAUCUCAGAGAAACCCCAGCCUGGAUCUGCCCAGCACCGGGCCACCGGCUCACCUCCACUGAGGGCGAGGAGGAAGAGGAAGUGGUUCCAUGAAUGGGGAACGCCAUUCCUGUCCUUCUACUCGGCUCUGAUCGAUCUGCUGGGCCGCUGCGCUCCCGAGAUGCACCUGUCUCAAUAAGGGGGUAAAGGUGAAGCUCUGAGGAUCCGUGCCAUCCUUCGCUCUCCUCUGGUUCCCACGGAGGAUCUGGUCGGCAUCAUUAGCAUCCCUCUCAAGAUGCCCUGUCACGGCAGCGUGUCUGAGCCUGACAUGUCAUGCCACUUUCUGCCUUCGGACCACAAGGCCCCCAUGGUGCUGUUCCUGGAGCGCGUGUACGGCAUCGAGGACCAGAGCUUCCUGCUGCAUCUGUUAGAGGUGGGCUUCCUGCCGGACCUGAGAGCCGCCGCCUCGCUGGACACGGAGGCUUUGCGCACCACAGAAACAGCUCUGGCAAUGAACAGGUACAUCGGUUCGGCCGUGCUGCCCCUGCUGACCCGCUGCGCUCCUCACUUCUCCGGCACAGAGCAUCACGCUGCGCUCAUCGACUCCACGCUCUACACUGUCUACCGCCUGUCCAAGGGCUGUUCGCUCACCAAAGCCCAGCGCGACGCCAUCGAGGGGUGUCUGUGUGUUGUGUUCAGGUACCUCAGACCCUCCAUGCUCCAGCAUCUUCUGCGCCGACUGGUGUUUGACGUGCCGUUGUUAUCUGAAUACUGUAAGAUGCCUCUGAAGCUGCUGACGAAUCAUUACGAGCAGAACUGGAAGUAUUACUGUCUGCCGUCCGGAUGGGGGAGUUACGGUCAGGCGUCUGAGGAGGAGCUGCUGCUCACCAAGAAGAUCUUCUGGGGAAUCUUUGACUCUUUGUCUCAAAAGAAGUACGAGCAGGAUCUGUUUAAGAUGGCCAUGCCGUGUCUGAGUGCCAUCGCUGGAGCUCUACCACCGGACUACAUCGACUCCACGCUCAGCACCACGCUGGAGAAACAGGUGUCUGUCGACACGCAGGGAAACUUCGACCCCAGACCCGUAAACACAGCCAACAUCUGCCUGCCGGAGAAGCUGGAGUACAUCGCAAACAAAUACGCUGAACAUUCCCAUGAGAAAUGGGCUGCUGAGAAGGUGCUUCUGGGCUGGAAACACGGAGAAAACAUCGACGAGAAAGCAAAAACUCACCCGAUGCUGAGAUCCUACAAGUCCCUGACGGAGAAGGAGAAGGAGAUGUAUUGCUGGACGGUGCGCGAGUCCUUGAAGAGCAUGCUAGCGCUGGGCUGGAGCAUCGACCGCACCAGAGAAGAAGAGAGCGUGUUUCAGCAGAGAGACAUCUCCGAUAACGCAGAACACAUUCACAGACGUGACGAAGCGUUUGUUAUCGUGUGCUUUCAGGGGAACGGCUUCAAUCCAAACCCGCUGGACAUGAGCAGCGUCCUUCUGUCCAGAGAACUGCAGUCGAUGGUUGAGAUCGUGGCUGAAAACUAUCACAACAUCUGGGCCAAGAAAAAGAAGAGUGAUCUGUGCAGCAGAGCCGCAGGAGGAGCUCAUCCGCUGCUGGUGCCCUACGACACGCUCACAGCCAAAGAGAAGACCAGAGACCGAGAGCGAGCGCAGGAUCUCUUCCGCUUCCUACAGAUCAACGGAUACGCCAUCAGCAGGCGUCUGAAGCACAUGGAGCAGGACUCGUCCUCGAUGGAGAAACGCUUCGCCUACCGCUUCCUGAAGAAGCUGCUGAAGUACGUGGACUCGGCGCAGGAGUUCAUCGCUCACCUCGAGGCGAUGGCGACCAGCGGAAAGAAUGACAGAUCGCCACAUGAACAGGAAAUCAAGUUCUUUGCUAAGGUGCUCCUCCCCCUCAUAGACCAGUACUUUAAAAACCACUCGCUGUACUUCCUGUCGUCUCCCACUAAGAAUCUGAGCAGCAGCGGAUACGCGUCGAACAAAGAGAAGGAGAUGGUCACCAGUCUGUUCUGUAAGCUGGCCACUCUGGUUAGACACAGGAUCUCUCUGUUUGGAAGUGACUCCACCACUAUAGUCAGCUGUCUGCACAUCCUCGCACACACGCUGGACACCAGGACUGUGAUGAAGACCGGAUCGGAGCUGGUCAAAGCCGGUUUGAGGACGUUCUUUGAGAGCGCGGCUGAAGAUCUGGAGAAGACUCUGGAGAACCUGAAGCUGGGGAAGUUCACACACUCGCGCAGUCAGAUGAAGGGCGUCUCGCAGAACAUCAACUACACCACAGUGGCUCUGCUGCCCAUCCUCACCGCUCUGUUCGAGCACAUCACUGAACACCAGUUCGGCUCCGACCUUCUGCUGGAUGAUGUGCAGGUGUCGUGUUAUCGGAUCCUGACCAGUUUAUACUCGCUGGGGACGGGAAAGAACAUCUAUGUGGAGAGGCAGCUGCCGGCGCUGGGCGAGUGUUUGGCGACUCUAGCCGGUGCGAUGCCCGUGGCGUUUCUGGAGCCGCAGCUCAACACACACAACCCCUGCUCCGUCUUCAACACCAAGACGUCUCGAGAACGAGCUCUCGUAGGGCUGCCGGAGUCGGUGGAGGACGUGUGUCCUGAGAUGCCUCGUCUGGACGGUCUGAUGAAGGACAUUAAUGACAUGUCAGAGUCCGGAGCGCGCUACACAGAGAUGCCGCACGUCAUCGAGGUGGUGCUGCCCAUGCUGUGUAAUUAUCUGUCCUACUGGCCGGCCCGCGGGCGUCUGCAACCUCCGGAUGAAGCGCUCUGCAGCAGCACCGUCACCUCCGAACACCUCAGCCUCAUCCUCGGGAACAUCCUCAAGAUCCUCAACAGCAACCUGGGCAUCGACGAGGCCUCCUGGAUGAAGCGCAUCGCAGUGUACGCUCAGCCCAUCAUCAGUAAGGCGCGCGCCGAUCUGCUGAAGACACACUUCUUGCCGACGCUGGAGAAGCUGAAGAAGAAGACGGUGAAGGUGGUGUCGGAGGAGGAGCUUCUGAAAGCUGAUGGGAAGGGCGACACCCAGGAGGCGGAGCUUCUGAUCCUGGAUGAGUUUGCGGUGCUGUGCAGAGAUCUGUACGCCUUCUACCCCAUGCUCAUCCGCUACGUGGACAACAACAGGUCUCGGUGGCUGAAGGAGCCGGAUGCGGAUUCCAAUGAGCUCUUCAGGAUGGUGGCAGAAAUCUUCAUCCUGUGGUGUAAAUCACACAACUUCAAGAGGGAAGAGCAGAACUUUGUCGUUCAGAACGAGAUCAACAACCUCUCGUUCCUCACCGGCGACAGUAAAACCAAGAUGGCAAAGUCAUUCCUCCCCAAGGCUGGAGGUCAGGAUCAGGAGCGGAAGCAUAAGAAGCGUCGCGGAGACUUUUACUCCGUCCAGACGUCUCUGAUCGUGGCGGCGCUGAAGAAGAUGCUGCCCAUCGGUCUGAACAUGUGCACGCCGGGAGACCAGGAGCUCAUUCUGCUGGCCAAGAUGCGAUACGGCUUGAAGGACACAGAUGAAGAGGUGAAGGAGCACAUCAGACAGAACCUGCACCUGCAGGAGAAGUCGGCGGAUCCGGCCGUUCAGUGGCAGCUCAACCUCUAUAAGGAUGUGAAGAUGAAGACGGAAGACACUUUGGAUCCGGAGCGGAGCAUCGAGAGAAUCCAGAGCAUCUCGGCCGCUGUAUUCCACCUUGAGCAGGUUGAGCAGCCGUUGCGCUCUAAGAAGUGUGUUUGGCAGAAGUUGUUGUCUAAGCAGCGGAAGCGAGCCGUUGUGGCGUGUUUCAGAAUGGCGCCGCUCUACAACCUGCCCAGGCACACAAUUAAUAAUUACUUCCUGAAUUCGUACUGUCACUUUUGGCUGGGCAGAAUUCAGGCGAGUUCUGACCGUGAUGGUCUGCUGGCUGUGCUGACGAAAACGAAGACUGAUGAAGAGGAGGAGGAGAUCACAGACACUCAGCCGGACCCUCUUCAUCAACUCAUCCUGCACUUCAGUCACAACGCACUGACAGAAUGCAGCUCUCUAGAGGAGGAUCAGCUGUACAUCGCAUAUGCAGACAUGAUGGCUAAGAGCUGUGCUGAAAAUGAGGAAGAGGAUGAGGAAGGAAAAGAGAAAACAUUUGAGGAGAAGGAGAUGGAGAAGCAGAAGACUCUGUACCAACAGGCCCGACUCCAUGACAGAGGAGCAGCAGAGAUGGUCUUACAGAUGAUCAGCGCUAGUAAAGGUCAUUUGGGUCCGAUGGUCACAUUCACGCUGAAGCUCGGCAUCUCCAUUCUCAACGGCGGAAACAUCACAGUCCAGCAGAAAAUGCUGGACUAUUUGAAGGAGAAGCGAGAUGUGGGUUUCUUCAAGAGUCUGUCAGGACUGAUGCAGUCGUGCAGUGUUUUGGAUCUGAACGCGUUCGAGCGUCAGAAUAAGGCCGAGGGUUUGGGGAUGGUGACUGAGGAAGGUUCCAUCAACGUGAGGGAGCGCGGCUCUAAAGUUCUUCAGAAUGACGAGUUCACCAAAGAUCUGUUCAGGUUCCUGCAGCUCCUGUGUGAGGGACACAAUAACGACUUCCAGAACUUUCUCAGGACGCAGACGGGAAACACGACCACAGUCAAUAUAAUCAUCAGCACAGUGGACUAUCUGCUCAGACUGCAGGAGUCAAUCAGUGAUUUUUACUGGUAUUACUCUGGUAAAGACGUGAUGGACGAGGCGGGUCAGCGGAAUUUCUCCAAAGCUCUCGCUGUAGCCAAACAGAUCUUCAACUCGCUCACUGAAUACAUACAGGGUCCGUGUAUCGGGAACCAGCAGAGUUUGGCUCACAGCAGACUUUGGGACGCCGUCGUUGGAUUUCUGCACGUCUUCGCCAACAUGCAGAUGAAGCUGUCACAGGACUCCAGUCAGAUCGAGCUGCUGAAAGAGCUGAUGGAUCUGCAGAAGGACAUGAUAGUCAUGAUGCUGUCACUGCUGGAAGGAAACGUGGUGAACGGGACCAUCGGCAAGCAGAUGGUGGACACUCUGGUGGAGUCCUCCAGCAACGUGGAGAUGAUUCUCAAGUUCUUCGACAUGUUCCUCAAGCUGAAAGAUCUGACCACCUCGGAGAACUUCAAGGAGCACGACCCCGACCGUAAAGGCGUCAUCUCCAAGAAGGAGUUCCAGAAGUCCAUGGAGAACCAGAAGCAGUACUCUCAGUCCGAGAUCGAGUUCCUGCUGUCCUGCGCCGAGGCCGACGAGAACGACAUGUUCAACUACGAAGAGUUCGUCAAGCGCUUCCACGAACCCGCCAAGGACAUCGGCUUCAACGUGGCGGUUCUUCUCACCAAUCUGUCGGAGCACAUGCCUCACGAUUCCCGUCUGUCCACCUUCCUGAACUUGGCCGAGAGCGUUGUGAACUAUUUCGAGCCCUACCUGGGCCGCAUCGAGAUCAUGGGCGGCGGCAAGAGAAUCGAGAGGGUUUACUUCGAGAUCAGCGAGUCCAGCCGAACGCAGUGGGAGAAACCGCAGGUCAAAGAGUCCAAGCGGCAGUUUAUCUUCGAUGUCGUCAACAAAGGUGGAGAAUCUGAGAAGAUGGAGCUGUUCGUGAACUUCUGCGAGGACACCAUCUUCGAGAUGCAGCUGGCGUCUCUGAUCUCCGAGCCGGACGCUGCUGAGAGACAAGAAGAGGACGAUGUUGAAGAUGAUGCUCGGAGUGUGGAUCUAGACGAGGACGAUGAAGACGGCGCACGGGAGUCUUCCUCAGCGUUCGCUCUGGCCUGCGUCUCCAUGAGGAAGAGUCUGUCCAACCUGCGGCAGCUACUGACCUUCAAGAGCAUGAGGAGACAGUAUCGCAAGCUGAGGAAGAUGAGCGUCCGGGAGAUGAUCCGAGGAUUCUUCUUCUUCUUCUGGAUGAUCUUCACUGGCAUGUUCCGCUUCCUCUACAGCCUGGUCUGGGGCUUCUUCCACAUCCUGUGGUCCACGCUGUUCGGCGGCGGUCUCGUGGAAGGAGCCAAGAACAUGAAGGUGACGGACAUUCUGGGGAACAUGCCGGAUCCCACGCAGUUCGGGAUCCACGGAGACGUUCUGGAGCUGGAGAAGCUGGAGUACUGCGACAUGUCGUCAGUGGCGGAGCUCGGGCGCAUGGCGGCAGGAGAUCAAGCGGAGAUGGACCUGAUGACGGAGCUGAUGUACAUGCAGCCCAGGAGGGAAGGAGGCAAGCAUGGCAUGGAGCCGGGGCUGGGAGACGUGUCCGAGGUGAUCGGAGUGGAUACUCCAUCUUUAGCCAGCGCCGUCCAUCAGAAGAAAGCUCAGGAAGCCGCCAGUAAGCAGACCGAUGAAUCUGAGACCAAAUCAGAGUCGGAGAAGGCAGAUGUUGAGGACCGAGAGAAGAAAGACCAGGACAAGGGCAAAGAAGAGAGUGUGUCAGACUCUCAGACAGACGAAGAGAAGAAGCCGCAGAAGAAGAGGCGCGGUCAGAGGAAGGAGCAGGCCGAGGCCUUCAUGGCGGCGUUUUUAGCCGGUCUAGACGUCCAUCAGACCAAAACCCUGAAUUAUCUGGCCAGAAACUUCUACAACCUGCGAUUCCUGGCUCUGUUUGUGGCGUUUGCCAUCAACUUCAUCCUGCUCUUCUACAAGGUGACCGGUGAGGAUUCGGAUGAUCUGGACCCGUGGACGCGGCGAGAGGAGGAGGAGGAUGAAGGUGCGGUGGAGUAUUUUGUUCUUCAGGAGAGCACGGGUUACAUGGCUCCGACCCUGCGCUUCCUCGCCGUCAUGCACACCCUCAUCUCCUUCCUCUGUGUGCUGGGAUAUUACUAUCUGAAGGUGCCGCUGGUGGUGUUCAAGCGUGAGAAGGAGAUCGCGCGCAAGCUGGAGUUCGAUGGGCUGUACAUCACCGAGCAGCCGUCUGAUGAUGAUAUUAAAGGCCAGUGGGACAGACUCGUCAUCAACACGCCGUCUUUUCCCAACAACUACUGGGACAAAUUUAUCAAACGGAAGGUUAUUAAUAAGUACGGUGAUCUGUACGGAGCCGAGCGGAUCGCGGAGCUGCUGGGUUUGGAUAAAAGUGCUUUAGACUUCAAUCCCACUGAAGAGACGGUCAUUAAAGACGCCUCGCUGCUGUCCUGGUUGAGCUCCACUGACACCAAGUAUCACGUGUGGAAGAUGGGCGUCGUGUUCACUGAUAACUCGUUCCUGUAUCUGGUCUGGUACACCACCAUGUCCAUCCUGGGACAUUAUAAUAAUUUCUUCUUCGCCGCUCAUCUGCUGGACAUCGCCAUGGGCUUCAAAACACUGAGGACCAUCCUGUCCUCCGUCACACACAACGGCAAACAGCUGGUGCUUACAGUCGGGCUGCUCGCUGUGGUCGUGUAUCUCUACACCGUCGUAGCAUUCAACUUCUUCCGCAAGUUCUAUAACAAGAGUGCUGACGAGGACGAGCCCGAUAUGAAGUGUGAUGAUAUGAUGACGUGUUAUCUGUUCCACAUGUACGUGGGUGUCCGUGCUGGCGGCGGGAUAGGUGACGAGAUUGAGGACCCCGCGGGCGACCCGUACGAGCUCUACCGGAUCCUGUUCGACAUCACCUUCUUCUUCUUCGUCAUUGUGAUCCUGCUGGCCAUCAUACAAGGUUUGAUCAUCGAUGCGUUUGGAGAGCUGAGAGACCAGCAGGAGCAGGUCAAAGAGGACAUGGAGACCAAAUGCUUCAUCUGUGGAAUCGGGAAUGACUAUUUCGACACGACGCCGCACGGCUUUGAGACUCACACGUUACAAGAGCACAACCUCGCCAACUACCUGUGAGUGUCGCCUCAUAAUA